CGCACUUCCGGGUGUUGUCUGCCCGCCGCCGCUGCUGCCGCCGCCGCGCGUCUCCGGUCUCCCGGCCGCAGCCGCCUCGGGUCCUGGAGCCAGGAGCGACGUCAGCGCCAUGGCCGGCAUCAAAGCUCUGAUUAGUUUGUCCUUUGGAGGAGCCAUUGGGCUGAUGUUUUUGAUGCUUGGCUGUGCCCUUCCAGUAUACAACCAAUACUGGCCCCUCUUUGUUCUGUUUUUUUACAUCCUUUCACCUAUUCCAUACUGCAUAGCAAGAAGGCUGGUGGAUGACACCGACGCUAUGAGCAAUGCUUGUAAGGAACUUGCCAUAUUUCUUACCACAGGCAUUGUUGUCUCCGCUUUUGGACUCCCUAUUGUAUUUGCCAGAGCACAUCUGAUUGAGUGGGGAGCUUGUGCACUUGUUCUCACAGGAAACACAGUCAUCUUUGCAACUAUACUGGGCUUUUUCUUGGUCUUUGGAAGCAAUGACGACUUCAGCUGGCAGCAGUGGUGAAAGGAGUUACUGAACUGUCGCCAAGUGGACUUGUUGUCAUUUGUUGGCCAUCCAUGCACACCGGAGAUGGGCGGUCAUGCUGAGUGGUAUAGCAAGCCUCCUGGGGGUAUUCGAGGUGCUCCCUUCUCACUUUUAUUGUAAGCAUACUAUUUUCACAGAGACUUGCUGAAGGAUUAAAAGGAUUUUCUCUUUUGAAAAAGCUUGACUGAUUUCACACUUAUCUAUAGUAUGCUUUUUGUGGUGUCCUGCUGAAUUUAAAUAUUUAUGUGUUUUCCCUGUUCAUUUUCUUUUUUUAAUCAAUAUGCAAUGUCAAACAUUUUUUCAAUGUAAUAACCAUCUGCAUUGGUUAGGAAUUGGAUUUCUGCUGGCUAUUACUGGGCUAAAAGACAUCUUUUCUCUUAAAAUUAUUUAACCUCCAUUAUUACAAAAAGUUAUGAAAAUAAGUUUUCAGUCAGUCAGGAUGACAUCACUCUUGAUUAUAUGCAGACUUGCAGGCCGUUGGCACACCUUAUAGACUAUGUACUCUUUGCAAAUCUAGCUGUAUCUAUACCUCAGAAGGGCCAAGUUCAUGCCCACGCCCUCCAUAAGGAUUGCUGGUUUUGCCUGUAAGCAGGUGUUUUGUGAAUUGAAAAUUAUUUUAUGGAAUUGCUACAAAGAAGUGCUUUUCUUCUCAGUUGUUAGAAGAAUUUAUUGUUAAAGGUAAGGAUGUAAAAAGAUUUUUGAGAUACGGUUUUUAUUUAUGUUUAUUAUAGUUAAAGUGAGUGAGUUGCAUUGUGGGGAGAAAUGACGUUGAAAUUCCAUUUUUUUGACGCCUGUUCUAUUUAUAAGUGAAAUUUUGAUUCUUCUAUCAGCCUUUCAUGUUUUACCGUGGGUAAAAUGGACAUACAUGGAACUACUGAUAAGGGAAGUUAUAUGUUUGCAUCAUAUAUACCAUAAAACCUUUCCCCGCUUCCUCCUUUUAACUUAUUUUAUAUGUUGUAUAUAUUAAGUAAAAAAACUUUUCAAAUAUAGUUUAAUAACAUUUUAAAUUAGAGGUGUUUAACUCACCCGGAAAGUCAUUGCUAUGGCAUACAUGCGGAGCGCCCCCUGCCCCACAAGGCCUUGCCAUGAUUAACAAGCAACUUGUUAGUCUUGCAGAUAAUUCAUGCAUUAACAAUUUAGGAUUUAGACCAUGCUAAUUGCAGUUUUUAUUCUCUAGGGUUAUAUCAUAUGUAAUUUAAAAAUAUUUAAGACAAGUUUCCUGUAUACCUCUCAACUAUUUUGAUUUUUUAUUUCCUCAUGAUAGAUCUGCUGUCUCUUUUCAAAUGGCAUUUAUUGUGUGUUUAAUGCAAAGUAGCCAAAUCCAGCUGUAUAGCAGCUUCAGACACAAACCUGACCAAAAAAUUCCCAGUGACCAGGCAUGACCAAAGUGUAGUGGUCAUUUGCAUCUCACAAUUAUCAGUACCUUUUUCAGGAGCUAGUUAUGAAAAUGUUCAAGUUGGUCUGACAGUAUUUUGUUAAGGAUAUUUGGAUGUUUGUUCAGUAUACUUACAUAAAAAUUGUUUUGCCUUCAGACAAAACUGAGUAAUCAUGACAACUGUCUUGUUGUUUUAUAAAGUUUAUUUCUCAAGAAAAUGGGAACAAAAUUUGGGUUUGUUCAGCUUUUUACUAAUGAUGCCUAAAGGCCACAGGUUUUAUUGCUAAACCGAAGUUGUUACUUUUAGCUGUGAGAUGGGAGGCAGAGUGGAAUAUCUGUCUGUGGCUGUCCCAUUUACACGUUAGGCUGAAGUUGGCUUGCAGUGUUACAAUGCUGUAGACCUAGAGAGGAAGGGACAGGCACACGUGUAUUAGCUGGCGAUACAGUUGGGAACUCAGUGCCUGUGAUCUACUCGAUUUUUUUUGCAGGAAGUGCAUUCUCUGGUCCUUCCCCAUUUUCUGUUCUAGAACAUCAGUGCAGUGCACUGCUACUGUUUUAUUCACUUGGCCAUAGACUCUUUUUCUAACAGCUGCAUAUUCUUUCUGUAUACUAACUGCAUUGGCAGCAUUGUGUCUUUGACCUUGCACACUAGCUUGACAUAGUGCUGUCUCUGAUUUCUAGGCUAGUUACUUGAAGUAUGAAUUUUCCAUAGAAUAUGCACUGAUAUUGCAUUGCCAUUCUUCUAUGGAAAGAAGACUUUUGAUGAUGAAACAAUAAAGAUUUUAAAUAUC
This is a messenger RNA of Equus quagga, 2692 nucleotides long. RefSeq names its product leptin receptor overlapping transcript like 1 (gene LEPROTL1). Gene Ontology annotation, cellular component: endosome. The coding region runs from base 110 to 505 and encodes 131 amino acids. The record is from RefSeq and is a predicted model, not a curated record. The transcript has 4 exons. NCBI's taxonomy places the organism in Eukaryota, Metazoa, Chordata, Mammalia, Perissodactyla, Equidae. Gene Ontology annotation, biological process: negative regulation of growth hormone receptor signaling pathway; late endosome to vacuole transport via multivesicular body sorting pathway.